UUACAAGGCACUCGGUAGCAGGAGGUGCUCAUCUCUCUCGCCUCAAGAGGUCAUUCUACCUACAGUUUGCCACUUGUUGCCGAAAGCUUCUUGUCCUGCCGACUCAAAUCCGAUAUACUGUAUGUAUAUAUAGAAAGAGAGUUAUUUCCCCCCCACACAAAUUUCCACGCGAUCGCAGCAGCUCGAUGUUGAAGCAGGACUACAGCGACGUCUGACUUGAGCUGAAGAGGGACAGUUUGGAGCCAAUUCGUUACCUUUGACGGGGGAAGAAGCAUGGUUGACAACACGAGCAUAGCAACUAAAUCUGCCUUGCAAGCCGCAUUUUCGUCCGCAACCCCGCUGCCGCUGCUGGUGGCGGCUUCCGGUGCACACGGCCACAUCUCGGGCGCGCACUCGCAUCAACCUCACGGCGGUGCGGGCAUGAAGCUCGAGGCUGUCAUGGAGAACCUGCAGAGGCAGCAGGCGGCCCGCUUGGCGCUCGAGGAGAAGCUGCGAAGCCAAGCCGAGAAAGACAACAUCAGGGCUGUUUUCGAGCAACAGCAGCAGCAACACGAGCUCGCUUUCCGCCACUACCAGGCAUCGGUGAGGGGAGCUCUGGCGGCGCACAGGAUGGCAACAGCGGCUACGCGCGCCACCGAAGACUCGGACGCUGACGACGAGCGCACUGCCCUGGACGACGACGAAGAUGAGCGAGACAUGGAGGAAGAUGACAGCGCGAAUGACGGCGACGUAUUCGACGUACCUCUGGGGCACUACGCGCCUCGCCAAGCCGCGCACUCCGGAGACACCGAGUCGCCAAAAAGCGCGCAUGCGCUCACCAGAGUUCAGGCUCCGUACUCGGCGAUCCGGCAGCCCGAGUCGCCUCAGGCGCAGCCCCAACACCACGAGUGGACAUACGAGGAGCAGUUUAAACAGUCAGGCAAAGACAGCCAGCCUGGGAGCGAAGCGGGUAAUUCAAGUGUUCCUUUCCGUGGUGGUGGUGGUGGUGGUGGUGGCUCGUCGUCUCUGAUUCAGGAGCUGUAUGAGCUGGAUGAUGACGUGAAAAGAAAAGAAUUUCUCGAUGAUCUCUUCAGCUUCAUGCAGAAAAGAGGGACUCCAGUGAAUCGGAUUCCUAUCAUGGCCAAGCAGGUGUUGGAUCUCUACACUCUCUACAAGCUUGUCACCGAAAAAGGUGGCUUAGUGGAAGUCAUCAAUAAGAAAAUAUGGCGCGAGAUUACCAGAGGUCUAAACCUUCCUACCUCGAUUACCAGUGCAGCUUUCACUCUCCGGACCCAGUAUAUGAAGUAUCUUUAUCCAUAUGAAUGUGAAAAGCGGGGGCUGAGCUCACCUGGGGAGCUGCAGGCAGCCAUCGACAGCAACCGGCGCGAGGGCCGCAGACAGAGUUACGGCUCAGCCCUUUUCAACUACUCGCCUGUAGGGACCCCCACCCUGCUGCCCUCACCCAAACUCCCCAUGUCCCACAUCAGCAUAGGAACCCCCAACGGAGUCCAAAUGGCCCACACACCCGUCAUCAAGAAAGAAGACUCUAUACUCUCCAGCUGCCUGACUAACCGGGUGGGCAUCCCAAUGCCCCUGGGUGGGCACCAUGGCACAGCUGCAGCUGCACAGGCUGCCCAAGCUGCCCAGGCGGCCCAGGCUGCAGCGGUCGUGCAGGCGGCUGCCCUUGAGCAGUUGAGAGAGAAGCUGGAGGCUGGAGAACCGCCAGAGAAGAAGGUGAUGCUGAUGGCUGAGGAGCAGCAGAGGAUCAUGCAGCAUGCGCUUCAGCAUAACCUCUUCGCCAUGGCCAGCCAGCUGCCAAUGAAUAUCAAGCUCAACAACAUGGAUGACAGACAAGAGACUGCAUUGAACCUGUCUACCAACGGCAUUAGCAGCAUCAACAUGUCAAUAGAAAUAAAUGGAGUUGUCUACACAGGGAUCCUGUUUGCCCGUAAGCCGGCCAUCUCUGUGAUGCCAGCUAGCCAGCGAGCUCAUCUACAUGCCAGCUCUCAGGGAAAGAGCAGCAGCCCCGGUCUCAUCAACCACAGCAAGCCGUCCUCUUCCUCCUCUUCCUCUUCCUCCUCUUCCUCCUCGCACGGACCGGCUGCCUCACCUUAAGCCACCAACCCCUAAAUAACCCUGUUCCCUUUCCUUAAAAGACACGAGGCAGACUGCUAAACUCUCCAGACUGUAUGUUUUUUGUAUCCUCUAAUGAUGACCUCCCACACUUUCUUUUCUUCACGUCCUCCUCCGGAUCCAUGCAAAGUCAAUCUCCUAAACAGUACUUCAACAUGAAAGAGAAUCGAGCGUGAUCGUGUCAUCCCGGCAACGAACAUGACACCCCAUACAGUACACAUACGUACGGUGCAGGAUUUGAGGACUCACUUCUUUGAAAGACUCAUCAGAAGACAGUGCCAAGAAGACAAGAAACUGUAAAAUAACAUAAAGGAUGAGGGAGAUGAUAUUCCAUGGACAGAACGCUUAAACGAAAAAGUAUCUGCUGUUAAAACCUGAAAAUACACCUUGUCCAUAUUCAUGGUUCUUUUAUCUUUCCACAUGAAUCGGACUAGCUUUAAUACCGAAAUACCAAAGAGCGUAUGAAUAACAUUGUGAUAUUAAGUGCACACGCAUAUACUUUCAGUAUCAUCAUGUGUAGAUGAUGCCUUUGCAGAAAUUAAAUUAAAUAUGCAAUGGUAAGGAUUUUCGAACUAAAGUACAAACAAAUAUAUAUAUCAGUGGUAGACGAAGCACAUUCCGCUUAACAUGGGGCAUCCAAUAGUCAGGGAGAUGAAAGUACUUUAUUCUAGCUUUAACUUCUUUCUUUGGAGUUACAAAGAAAAAGGAAAUAGAUUAGACAUGAACGGACAUGAAUGUUCCCUCAAACGCCACAUAAUCCACAAAUAUUGGGACAAUCAUAAGAGUCAGUUAUAUCUGAAACAGAUGUAGUGGUAUUUGGUGAUAUUCUCUUCCCUCACUUCUUCACCUCCUCUAGAUCAGUUUAACACCAAGGUUCACAAGUGUUCAUUAAAUGCAAUUUUAUAUCAUUAAAAGCUAGUUAUUCUUGUCAAUAUAGAUUUCUCAUAGCUACAUUAGACAUCGUGUCAUAUGUGUCGAGAUUGUGUAUUUAGGAUUUAAUUAUGAAAAAUGGCUGAGCACUUCAAUGCAACUCCCUGAUAUGAGGAAAACGUAUUCAUAUGUGGUUAGUAGAGAAAAAAGCUCACCCCAGACAGACGAGAACAUAUCUUUUAUUGUGAGCUGAGUCUGAAUUCUGAUUACUUUGCUUUUGCCUCAUUUUUAUUUUUGUCUUUAAGGAGACUUUGAGGAUAUUCUUCUCUUCUUUUCUUUUCUUUUCUUUUCUUUUCUUUUAGUUAUUCCUUUUUCAGAAGUUUGUAAAGCAUAUAAUUUUAAAUUCUAUUUAUUAUUAUAAUAAUUUUUACUGUUUUUUCUGUUUUUUUUUUUUUUAUAUAUAUAUCCUGGGCUGAAUCGUUGCAGCAGCUCCGUGGUUCAAUUGAAAAAAAAAAUUUCAAAAAAGAAAGAAAAGAGAUUAAAAAAAUAGAAUUUUAAAAUGCAGCCAGAUACCUCACAAUUGUACCUGUACAUACGUGUAAUAGAUUAUGAAUUACAAGGUAUACCUCAUUUUAUUUCAUUUCUAUUUCUUGUGAAGCCACUUGAAAAUCAAAGCUUUUGUUUCACCCGAUCACUGGAUUUUUUUGUUUCCUAUUUUGUAUUAUUAUUAUACCAAAGAAGGGAAUUAUAUUAAUACGCAUCUACCUCAUUUGUUGUAGACUGUGCCAACAAACCUGACCACAAUCACCCAUUUUUAACUGUAACGUUUAAGGCUCUACAUCAAACGUGAGGCAUAGACAAAGAGGUCUGUGGUUAACAGACGCAGGUCUUUGACACAGUGUAAUUUAAAUUGCUUGUUUAAUUUUGUCUGUGGCAUUUUUUUAUGUGUGGAAAAAGAAAUGCCAGAAGGAUUUUAUUAUACAUACACAAUCUAUUCUGGGCUAUUUCAUAGCGACGGGUUUGUAAAUGAUCAGAAUCGGAAUCGUUCUGUACCACAAGCGGAUUUAUUCUGCGCCAAAUGCUGUUGCUACAGCUUCAUAAGAAAACCUUCAAACGAUAACAUCCACGUUAUUCGGAUUUCUGUAUGUAGCCGAAAGCGGUUUCUUAUAAUUGUUCCAAUGCAGUGUUUACUUGAAUUACUGUUUGCAUACACAACAUUAUGUUGGUUUUAAAGGUGUGGUUUCCAAAUGCAGGUCACGUGACACAAAGUUCAACCGAUUCACCUGAGUCAUGUUGGAUGAAAUCAUAAGCAGGUCAGGGUUAAGCCUAAACGCAAGGACAGCAACGGCUGGCUGUCUUACUAAUGCUGUUUCAUAUGAAUUGAAACUACAUUGGCCUUGAUCUUUAUAAUUCCAACACAAUUUGCAUUAGAUUUGGUUGGCUUUUGCAUUAUACCCUUGCACAAGGCUGCAGUAAUCCUGGCCAAAAAAAAAAAAUAAAGCACUUCAAAGUGCUCUACAAGCUAAAUUGGAUUGAAGAUUUCAAUUACAGCAUCUGCGAUUAAAUAUUUUGUAAAAAAGUUUUUACACUGAUACUCAGAUUAUUUCCCACACUUUUAACUGCAUACACAUUUUGCUGUGAAAAUAGCUAGUAUUUAAAUAGUAAAAUAUUUUGAGUAAACAUGAUUAAAUGUUUGAUUCAGGCCUUGGUUGAAAAAUAACCGUAAGAAUGUAAAAACGUGUCCUGAAUUUAGCACAACAUCACAUUAGAUAAUGAUAUCUUUCCAAUCAUUGUACAAAAAUAAAAACCGAAUGAAAUACGUGGGAAACUGAACGGAGCACCGAACAGUCGACACACAGCUGUCAGAACGUGACGUGCUCUAACAGACGUUUCUUUUAUUUUUAUUCCUCAGCAAUGGCACAGUUUCAAUCUUUUCACAUAGCUGUCACUUCACAUCUCAUCCCUAAACUGCAGAGAUGUCGGUGCAACUCUGGAGUAUUUGUUCGACUGUGAAAUGAGAACAUGAGUCAGUGUGAUUCUUGUAAAAACCAAAGCUUUUUCUAAAGAAGGUUUCUGUUUCACCAUCAGAAAGCUUGUUAACAAAGAUGAAAUAAUUUUGUUGAAUGUUAAAAAGAAAAAAAAAAGAGUUCACUCAUGUGCUUACAAUAUUAUGUUUACUUUGUUAAAUAUGUACACAAUGCUAGGAUAGUAGAUAUUAGAUUCUUCUUUUUUUUUUUUUUUGCUUCAAAACUUUUAUUCCUCUUUUUAUUUUAUUUUAUUUGGAUAAUCCAGUGCAUUAUGGGAAAGCUGGAUUGUGGUGCUCAGGGGUUAAAAAAAAGUACAAAAAAAACAGGUGAAAGAUUUUGUUUGUUUGUUUUAUCAUUAACUUGUAGCAUAAUUAGAAAUAAAGUACAACUUUACCAAGCA
Molecule: messenger RNA, 5409 nt
Organism: Tachysurus vachellii
Lineage: Eukaryota; Metazoa; Chordata; Actinopteri; Siluriformes; Bagridae
Gene: arid3c
Product: AT rich interactive domain 3C (BRIGHT-like)
Exons: 9
Coding region: 274-2094 (606 amino acids)
Biological process (GO): regulation of transcription by RNA polymerase II
Cellular component (GO): nucleus
Molecular function (GO): DNA binding
Source: RefSeq, a predicted model, not a curated record